Megalopta genalis is the source of this 5085-nucleotide messenger RNA. The record is from RefSeq and is a predicted model, not a curated record. NCBI's taxonomy places the organism in Eukaryota, Metazoa, Arthropoda, Insecta, Hymenoptera, Halictidae.
CUGGAUCCACGUCCCAACUCGCCACGGAUCGAGUUACGGCCGAGCACAGCCCUUUCGAGGACCACGUGAGGACCACACUCGUCACCUUUCCGCCGCAGACCGGUGGUGCACAUCGUUCGCGCCCUUCGUUUCCACCGGCCCGGAGCCCCGUCACCAGUUCACGCGCAGCCUCCAGAAAGGGUCCAGGACAGUCGGAAGCUUCCAGGGUGUGUAUCCCGAUGGAACCAGUUCUGUGAUCGAUCCUCGCGACCGUUCGGAGGGUGUACUUAUUUUGGUAGCGGUUCCGCUGGUACCGCGGUGAUCGUCCGACAGUGCCGCGUUGGACAUUCGAGGGAGGAGAAGUGCACGCUGCGGACCACGAUACAGUGAUCGUUGUGUUUCGCGUCGCGAUGAGUUGCUGCCUCGUCGAUCACCGACGAGCGGCGGUGUCCUGCGAGUGAGAUUCCCGUUCCGAGUCGUCGACGAGGGGGACUGAGGUAGCGAGAUCCGCGAACAGCAUGGCCGUCGGUCCAGCAGGAAUACGUGGUGGUUCGAACGUUGGAUGAGAGAGCGUACCUACUCUACCUGGGGGGUCGCAAGUUUACGAGUUCGGACGUCGGAUCGGUGCGAUAAUCCGGACAUUUCGCGAUCGAUGUUAUCAUCGGUGUGUCCGCGCGUCGGUCGGUGAGUCGAUAGAGAGACGCAGAAUGCGAUUCGGCGGCGAUCCGCGGUGAGCAAGAGCGUCGCGCGAUUGUUAGCAAAUCGUCGGAGAAGGGUCGGGAUCGGGGCAGAGAGGACUAGAGAUAGAGCCUUUUGCGGGCCAUGUCGGUGCAAGGGGACAGCGACGUGGACGCGACGGAGGAGAUCAACGUGGACGAUUCGGACACCGGGAGCUGCGGGCCGCACGACUACGUGAACGACGGUCGUCGGCUGCCGCAGGAGCACUCGGAGUGCUCGAACUCGCCGCCGCCCAGCCAGACCAGCUCGAGGACGCUUCAGAACGAGUCGCCGAGGAGCCAUCCGUUCAGCAUAAGCCGUCUACUGGGCGAGAAUCGGCCGCAGAACCCGAAGAGCCCGUCCUCCGAGGACUUGGACAGCGACAAGGAGAGGAAAUGGUCGUGGGAGGAGGGCAACAAUAACGUCGGAUCCUCGAUGAUCUUGGACGACGGCAGAAGAUCGUGGGGACACGAGAUCGAGGAGAAACUGUCGGAGAAGGACGACGACGACACCGGGAGCACGCCGGAAACGCAGACGAACUCGUCGUCGUCGGUGCACUGCUCGACCGCCACGAACUCGUCGUCGUCGGUGCACUGCUCGACCGCCGCUGACCUCCUGGCACCUUUCAGGCUUUUCCCGACCGGAACUGGUCUGAUUUAUACCGGCGGAGGUGUAAUAAGAGUCCCUGCGCAUCGACCGCCGGGUGCUAAUGGCACCGGCACGGGUGCACUGCCCGCACAGGCCUUGAUACCACCGUGGAGUUUACAGGCUCUUCAGCACAGUCAACAGCAAGCGGCGGCUGCCGGUCUCCACAGAGCGAGCCUCCUAGCGAAUCUGGCUGCACACCCGUUUCAGGGACAUCCGCACCUCAAGGACCGGCUGGCAGUAGCCGGAGCGUUUCCAAGGAGGAUCGGCCAUCCCUACCAAAACAGGACACCGCCGAAGAGAAAGAAACCGAGGACAAGCUUCACCAGAUUGCAAAUCGCCGAGCUAGAGAAACGUUUUCACAAACAGAAAUACUUAGCGUCGGCCGAGAGAGCAGCUCUCGCGAAGUCCUUGAAGAUGACUGAUGCCCAAGUGAAGACCUGGUUUCAGAACAGACGGACAAAAUGGAGGAGACAAACCGCGGAAGAAAGAGAAGCUGAGAGGCAGGCGGCGAAUCGCUUGAUGUUGUCCCUCCAAGCGGAGGCACUCGGCAAAGUGGCUUAUCCGACGACGGUAUCCAGCCAUCCAGCGGGGACCACUGUCCCGAGUUUGGACAGGCAGCAGACGCCAGCAGCCCUGACCCACCCCGUGGGCCAGUGGACCUCGCCGUACGGCCCGCCGCAACCCCUGGCCGAGCCAAUUUGCUGAAUCCCGAUGAUUCGUGCGAAUUGAAAAAUAAAAGAAAAAAAAAACAGAAGUCGCUGGAUGGACCCGGGGCACCAAUGACGUCAGUUUUGUAUUCGGUCGACAAAGAGUAUUGUCGCAAUUCUGACAGACAACGCUGAUACAAGCAACAGAAAAUUUACUGUUACCUAAUCGAUCGCGCAUAGAAAUUACACGAAUCUUUGCGCGAUUCUUGCGGCACGCUUUUACAUGUACUUCGUGCAAAUUCUCGGGUUUUAACUGUGUUCGAUCUCUUAGCUGCGUAAUCUGAUUUGUUUAAAUGCGUAUCCACGUUGAAUCGCAAUUAUCACGCUGCGUACAGUUCUUUAAAAAUAUAAUUUUUAAUUUUAUAAUAAUAAUUCGAUUCUUGUUCUUUGGUUUCUCGCGAUAAUUUUCCGAACUAUGGACUUUUUGACGAAAAAACCAAAUUUUCCGCGACAAUUGAAAAAAUAGGGAUUACAUAAAUUUCUCGUCUGUACAAUUUUGAUUACUAAGAAACGACAAGACUAAUAUACUUUUUCGAAAUUUUAACUACUUCGCAGACUAGUUUUAUCGAUCACGCUGCGUACAGUUCUUUAAAAAUUUGUUUUAUAAUUUCUGCUUCGAUUUUUGUUCUUUCUUUGGUUCUUCGCGAUAAUUUACCGAACUAUGGACUUUUUGACCAAGAAACAAAAUUUUCCGCGACAAUUGAAAAAAUAGGAAUUACAUAAAUUUCUCAUCUGUACAAUUUUGAUUACUAAGAAACGACAAGACUAAUAUACUUUUUCGAAAUUUUAACUACUUCGCAGACUAGUUUUAUCGAUCACGCUGCGUACAGUUCUUUAAAAAUUUGUUUUAUAAUUUCUGCUUCGAUUCUUGCUCUUUCUUUGGUUCUUCGCGAUAAUUUACCGAACUAUGGACUUUUUGAUCAAGAAACCAAAUUUUCCGCGACAAUUGAAAAAAUAGGAAUUACAUAAAUUUCUCAUCUGUACAAUUUUGAUUACUAAGAAACGAUAAGAUUAAUAUACUUUUUCGAAGUUUUCACUAUUUCGUAGACUAGUAAUUGCUGCAUUCUCAUUACGAAUAUGCUCGUCUUGUACAGCUAAGAGGUUAAUGUUGCUUCGGUUUAUUCGAUAUUGAUCUUUUAAAGAAUAGAAUUUCGACAAUGCGUAUUUUAGAAGGGUCCUCUAAAUGCCCGGCAUUGGAAAAACUGUAGCGGUUCGAGAGAGGCGAUGCACAUCUCGAGAAGUGCUAAAGCUUGUUGUACACACAAAGCUUCGAACUCGUUCUUUUUCAGGUUCUGAUUUAAAUUGGCUGUCGUGAUAUCUACUCGACAGAUUAACUUGAAACGUAGCGUGUUCUCGUCAGUACACCUGUCGCCAUAAUUGGAACCGCCAUUAAGUCGAAACAAUUUUUGUUCCAAUUUUAUAGCCCACCCAAUCUACAAACUAUCGCCGUUCCUUUAAUUUCUGUUUCUUUCGUGGCGCCGCUUAUAUUAUACUUCAAUAUGUAUUAACAAAACUAAAUUCCUUCUUCGCAUCGCCAAGGAGAAAAAAUUGAAAUUCGUAACAGCUGCUGAAUACAGUUUCUCAUAUAAAACCGAUUACGAUUCCUCAUUCAAUUUUGAUUCUUUAAUCGUCGAAAAAUUGUUUGGUUGUUAGAGCAGAAAUAAAAAUAAUUCUGCAGUUCAAACAAGGAACUAUCGUCGUUCCUUUAAUUUCCGUUUCUUUCGUGGUGCCGCUUAUACUUCAAUAUGUAUGAACAAAACUAAAUUCCUUCUUCGCAUCGCCAAGGAGAAACAAUUGAAAUUCGUAACAGCUGUUGAAUACAGUUUCUCAUAUAAAACCGAUUACGAUUCCUCAUUCAAUUUUGAUUCUUUAAUCGUCGAAAAUUGUUUGGUUGUUAGAGCAGAAAUAAAAAUAGUUCUGCGGUUCAAACAAUUCAAAUCUCAGUUACUGUACACAAUUUCACGUUUCUUCGUGUCGUAAAUUCAAAGCGUGAAAUUACGAAUAGAACAUAAUUGGUUGAAUUGAAAUGUCGAACGAAAUUCAUCGAAGUCAAACAUCGUUUGUACAAAUUAUGUAGAAUUAUUUCUUUGGAGCCUACGGGCGUUAAUGCUUGUAUAUUUUCUACUAAAAUAUGUACUUGGACAAAUGCGAGUACAGAAACAUCGAUGCUGCGGCAAAUGAUUCAAAAGGCUUGGAGACUCGGCAGCACAACGAAAUUCGAGCACGUUGCGUAAUCGGUUGGCCUGGUUGUAAAAUGCGCCGCGCAUUGUUGAUUUUAUUGCCUCCGUCGGAUUGUCAAUUAAGCCGCGUUUCCAUCAUUUUUACACCGGUUUCUCCGUAAUCUCAUUAAAGGUCUCGAUGGAUCCCGUAGCGGUCGACAGCGGAACACGGAAUGGAACGAAUGGCCCGCAAUUCGGUUUUGUUCAACGGCAUGAACAAUCAUUGUGCGAACAAGUAAUCACCGUCUACGGCCGAAAUAAUUGAUGCAAGAUAAUUGGCAGAAAAAUCUUGUUCGCUAAACACGUAAUGUCGUUAAAUCUCCCGAGGGGGAGGGGGGGAGGACUGCGAGUUUAUCGUGAUAUUCGGAGUCACGCAAAACGAUCCAAAUAGAUCCUAAUUGGUCGCAUUCAAUAUUCACGCGGUUGUUGGCUCGGCGAAUUUUUUGUCACGCUAUAGAGAACUCGUAAGAAGGCUGUACGAAAAGCGGACAUGUGUAUCUGUGCGAAGAAGAGCGAAAUCUUUGGCCGAUUAGUUUCAUGCAAAGAACAGAAUUGUAUUAUUUAUGUAACGUUACGAAGAGAUCAACGAUACGUAUCGUUCGAAAUUUUCAACUUCCUAUGCUCGAGUAAAUAAAUUCUUUGCUGAACUAGCUACAGUGUUACUCGACAAAUGUAACAGAAUUACUGAACGAAUCGAUUGAUUUCUGCACAAUUAAAAAUGAUCGUACAAGUUAGCUUUCCGUGUUCUUAAAAUAUUAACGCGAACAAUGUUGUUUGUUACUUUGUGCCAUUCAAACAGCAGAUUAUUUAUCGUC